This is a messenger RNA of Lichtheimia ornata, 2238 nucleotides long. RefSeq lists its product as uncharacterized. The record is from RefSeq and is a predicted model, not a curated record. The transcript is spliced from 3 exons. Gene Ontology annotation, molecular function: RNA binding. The coding region runs from base 1 to 2238 and encodes 745 amino acids. NCBI's taxonomy places the organism in Eukaryota, Fungi, Mucoromycota, Mucoromycetes, Mucorales, Lichtheimiaceae.
AUGCCCAACGACGAUAGUAACAGCAGUAAACCAGUGGCCGUUUCGACACUAUUCGUCGGCAAUUUACCGAGAAAUGCAACCAGCAAACAGUUGGAAGAGUUCUUUAGCGACAUUGGCCCGAUCCGUAAUUGCUUUGUGGUCGCCGAUCGCAGCAAAGGCAAAGUCAAAGAAGACGAUCCCCAGUUCCAAAACAAAGGUGUCGGCUAUGUCCAUUUUGCUGUCACCGAUGAUGCUCAACAAGCUAUGGAAAAGUUGAAGAAUGCAAAGUUUUUGGGUCGUCGUCUCAAGUUGGACUAUGCACAACGCAAGUCAGCACUAGGCGAGAAGCGACAAAAGCCAUCCUCAGCACUUGCAAUCCCUGAAGAACCCAACAAAAAAGCACGCACACGAGCAGCACGUCUUAUCGUACGCAAUUUGCCUUGGAAGUACAACGAAGACGAUUUGCGUCGUAUCUUUUCAGAGCAUGGUCAAGUAGAGGAUGUUUCUCUACCACGCAAAUUCCCUGGUGGUCCUUUACGUGGUUUCGGCUUCGUUCAAUUUGGCAAGGUCAAGGAUGCUGAAACGGCUAUGGCAAAGCUCAAUGCAACACAACAUCACGGUCGUAUGAUUGCUGUCGAUUGGUCAUUAUCAAAGGAUCGUUAUCAGAAGGCUGAGAAUCACCAAGAUGAAGAACAAGUGGAUAAGGAUGAGAAGGAUGAGAAGGAUGAGAAGGACGAGGAUAGCAGCAGCAGCAGCAGCAGCAGCAGCAGCAGCAGCGACGACGAUUCUAGUGAUAACGAGGAUGAAUCUGAAUCAGAAUCAGAGGCUGAGGAUGCCGAAGUUGAAGCUGGUGUUGAGCAACAGGAAGAGGAAGACGAUGAGGAAGAAGAUGACGAUGAAGAUGAAGAUAAGGAUGAGGAUGAGGACGAGGAAGAUGAAGAUGAAGAUGAAGAUGAAGAUGAGGAAGAAGAUGAUGAAGAAGAAGAUAUCGAACCCAUGGACGUUGACGAUUCGACCGAGACGGAUCAAGAUGCGAAAAAGACAGCCAGCAAGGAGCAUACUUUACCAGCAGCAUCCGAGGGUAAAACGCUCUUUAUUCGUAACCUCUUGUUUGAGUCAACAGAGGAGAGUCUCAAGGAAAUUUUCAAGCAAUGGGGACCUGUCAUUUAUGCACGAAUCACACGCAACAAAGUCAGCGGCUUGUCACGUGGCACUGGAUUUGUUUGCAUGAAGAACAAGGCUGAUGCUGACAAGUGUCUUGAAGAGUACAAUCGAUUCAAGAACAGCGCUAUUCGAGACGAUGAUGAGGCAGCAAACGAUUCCGAAAUGCUCAUGACCAAUCGUGAAAAGAAGAAAAAGGGUCUCGUGUUUGACAGUAUAUUGACCCCUGAUGCUGGAUCAGGCAGUGGUCUGAAAUUCACCUUGGAUGGACGUGUAUUGGAUAUCACUCGAGCUGUGGAACGAAAGGAUGCAAACAAGUUGACCGAAGAAAAGGAGAAUUUGAGAAAGAAGGAAGAUAAACGCAACCUGUACUUGAUGCAUGAAGGUGUCGUUUUUCCUGGUACACCGGCUGCAGAGUCCAUGAGCGAAGCCGAACUCCAAAAACGACAAUUGGCCUUUGCUACUCGUAAACGAUUAAUGAGCCGUGACCCUGCAUUGUUUAUCUCCAAAACACGUCUUUCGGUGCGCAAUCUCCCCAUCAGCGUUGACGACUCUGAUCUCAAGAAGCUUGGUCAUUCUGCUGUUCAAAAGUUCAAAGAGCAAGUCAAGCGUAAUCUUCGAUCGGAUUUGACAAAGGAAGAAAAAGAAGAGGGUUGGCAAUAUUUACCAAAGGUCAAACAAGCAAAGAUUGUACGAAGCAAAGAUCGUGUCGAUUCCCAAACAUCAAAACUUCGAAGCAAGGGCUAUGGUUUCUUGGAAUUCACUACACAUGCACACGCACUUGCAGCUCUACGAUACCUUAAUAAUAAUCCCGAGAUCUUCAAGGGCAAGCGUCUGAUCAUUGAAUUCUCGCUCGAAAACAAGGAUGUUGUUGAAAGACGCAAAAACCGUGGCAAGGCUAGCGAUAGCAACAACGUCAAGAUCAACAGCAAGAGACAAUUUGCUCAAUCUGAACGUGGAUCAAAAUCGGGUGGACCCAACAAGAAGACCUUCAACAAGAAAAAGGAUGCUCCAGGUGGCAAAAAGUUUGCUGGCAAGCCUCCUGCUGGUAGACCCAAGAAGAACUUCAACAAGAAACCUGCUCCCAAGCGUAAUUAA